AUGGUUUUCACACAUCACUCGUUGACAUAAAAAUCGUAUUCGAAAAAACCCAUGAAAUAGCCUCUAUUUAUGCUGUGGGAACCGAACUUCAGUUUCAACCAUCUAACAAUAGCGUGACGUCAUUUCUCAUUGUAACAUAACAGCAAUGUUCACCUUAGUUGGUAGUGCGCCUCGUCGCGUACUAUAAGGAAUAAUUCUUUUCGUCUAUAUUUUUAACAACAAUUUUAUAAUUAACCACACUGUAGAGUUACGCCCCUUUUUAUGCUCUUCAUAUUAAAGAAAUGAAAGUUGAAUGGCGGAAAAAACAAGAUUAAAUGGUUUUGUUAUUAAAUACAUUUUAUUUAAGCUUUUGGUGGUACUCUUUGAAGAUUAUUAUGUAUUUACAUAAUAAUUUAACUUCUCGAAGGACAUAAAAUAUGGAUAUUGACAGUGACGAUGAUGACUGGGAUUUUAAAUCCACAAAAUGUCUGAAAAAAGCAAAACGUGAUGCAGGCAUCCGUGAUUUAAAACGUUCCACCAGUGACACUGACAGAAACAAUGAAAGCGCUUUCAGUAGUUGCACAAAGAACUUUUCAAAAUUGAUAUCGUCGGUAAAUCUAUCAAGACAUUGUAAACGUAACCAUAAUAAUAAAAGAACGAAAGGUCCACAUUGUUUAGAACCAAAACGUAAAAUAAACGCAAAAGAUAUGGGCACCUUGAUGACCGGUGAAUCAUUUUUUUCAAAUGCGACAACAGACAUUGAUUGUAUUAUUAUAGGAGAAUCGAGAACUGGUCAUUCUUUGCCAAGUCUUCAACAUUUGACAACUGACAAAACUAAAAUUAUAAGGGACAAAAAGGUUGGAGAAAGGGAACGGAAAGAAAUCAACAGAAGUGAUUUACACACUAAUAGUAAUGAAAGAAAGAACUUUAAAUCAAAAGGGAGACGUUCUCCAAGAAAAACUAACUCGAAAAACAAAUUGUUAAAAACACCACCAAGAAACAAACAUGAAGGUCACUGUCCCUUUUGCCAAAUGCCUUUUGCUGCAUUGAUUAUUCAGUCUCCAAACUGGCAUACAAUGGAGUGUAUGGAUUUGCCAAUAACCACCACUGCAGAAUGUCCAGCUGGAUUGAACUGUGACAGCACACUCCAGAGUCACUACAGGAGAUUUUCUCACACUCUGCUGGCCCAGACUCGUGCUGGAACCUCUCCAGCAACAUCAGAAACAUCAGCUUCAAGUCCACACUCAAAAGAGACCUUCACUUGUGAAUCCAACACUGCAUACUUGCCUGGUCACGUCACAUCUUCAAGUUCUUCACAAUCCACUCUUUACAUUGACAAGAAAAGCACAGAACUUGCAUUAAAUACGUCUUGUACUCCAGGGUCUAAACUCAAAUCGUGUAAUAAUCCCAAAAGAAGAAACUUGCACAAAAACCAACAACAUUCAGAAUCAAAAAGGAACAUUGCUAAGUUCUUCACUGGUUCUCAGGAAAGCAAGGUUGAUCAGUACUUUAAGUUUGAUUCAGAUAUAACAAUCACUAAUGGAACGUCUUCUCCAGAAAGAUGCAAGCAGAGAGAUCUGGCAGAUGAAGUUAAUCAAGAAUAUACCAAAACAGACUGUACUACUGAGAAUAGAUGUAGGCCUGUACAGAAUAUUAUAUCAGAUGGAGUAUCAGAAAUCAAAGAGGAGAGGUGUAAUAGGAUGUUGAUGGAUUCUGAUAAGACAAUGGUAUAUGCUAAUAAGAUUACAGUGGAUUCUGAUGAAGAAUUGGGAGAUCCUAUGCAUCUUCUGAUGGAGUCGGACACUGAUGUUGAUUCUGUGGAUAGUGAUGGUGCGUCUGUAGAUUUGGUCAAGUCCAGUACUGUUCAAGGUCAUGAUCGUGAUGGAAGGUGUUCCAUAGGGAUGAUCAAGUACAGUACUUCCUCAUCUCUCUGUCACAAUAGCGCUGCUAUAAGUGUGAUAAAGUCCAGUACUGCCAACAGUCUUGAUAUACCGUUUUCUCGUGAUGGUGAAGAUCUUACUGAAUUAAAGGACACUGUUUCUCUAGAAGGAACUGAUUCACAAGUAACAGAGACACUUUCUUCCCUUGAAGCUGAUGACACUGUUGGUGAUUUUGAUGAGGACAUAGAAUGUUCUGAUGUUGAUACUCCAGAAAUGUUGGAAGAUGGUUCUGUAAAAGUCAGGAACUUUUUUUCCCGCAAGUCUUUUCCCACCAGUCCUGAUAUUACUCCCAAUAUUCUACCAAAAGACGAAUCACUGCCAGCAGUAGGUGAUAUUUUAAGAAGUAAUAAUUCUAAACCUAUGGGUAAUGAUGAUACAUGUAGGGUAACAGAUCAGACUGUAGCAAUGUCUGGUGCUGUCAUUGAUGCCACUAUGGCAACUUCUUUAUUGAACUCUACCAAACAAACAUCUUUAUUUGGUUUCUUCCAGAAAGUAAGGUGUAAAAAAGCCACUGGCACAAGUUCUGGAGAUAGAACGACAAACAGUGGAACAUCUACGGGUAAAUCACAUGUAUCUUUGUCUUCUAAUGUAAAUAGGUCAAACAAUUUUGAAAUCAAAGACUCUUCAUCUGUCUGUAGACAGUCAAGAUCCCAGUGGACAUCUGGUGGAAAUCAUGAACAGACAAUCUCAAGGAAAGAUGCCACUUUUGAACAGAAGACAAAAUAUACUGGGUUGGCAACUGAUGUUUCUGCUACUGUUUCAUCCAUACAAAAUCCACAGGAAGGAUUUAGAGGGAGAAAGUACAAUUGUCCAUUUUACAAGAAAAUACCAGAUACUUGUAUAACAGUUGAUGCUUUUCGCUAUGGUAAUAUACCAGGAUGCAAGGCGUAUGUGUUGACACAUUUCCACUAUGACCACUAUGGAGGUCUCACAAAACGUUUCUGUCAGCCAUUGUACUGCACUAAGGUGACGGGUAACCUUGUGAAAGCGAAGAUCAAGGUCAGUGAGCAGUAUAUUCACAUUUUACCCAUGAACCAGCCGUGCAUCGUGGAGGAUGUUCAACUGACACUGAUGGAGGCCAACCACUGUCCUGGUGCUGCAAUAAUUCUGUUCAGACUGAGGGACGGAAGAUCAUUCCUGCACACUGGAGACUUCAGAGCCUGUUCAGAAAUGGAAGAGUAUUCUCCCCUUAAUGGUGUAACAAUUGAUCAGCUCUAUCUUGAUACAACUUACUGCGAUCCUGCACAUGUCUUUCCCAACCAGAAAGAUGUCAUUCAGUUUGCUGUCAGUCUAGUACAGAAGACGAUUGAGCAGAAUUCCAGAACUCUCAUCAUUUGUGGAACAUACACAAUAGGCAAAGAGAAGAUUUUCCUUGCUAUUGCAGAAGCGAUCAACAGUAAGAUAGGCGUGGCCCGUGACAAGAAGGUAAUUCUGGACUGUCUGGAGGAUGUUCGACUGACCGAGCGCACCACACUUCAGCUGGAUGAGUGUCAGAUCCAUGUUCUUCCAAUGGGCAAGCUCAAACCUCAGACUCUUGCAGAUCACCUGUCUCUGUACAAGAACUUCAGCCAGAUUCUAGCUUUGGAGCCAACUGGAUGGACCUACAGCAACAAGCUUGCCUCCCUUGAUCAGAUUCGGCCAAAGUAUAGCAAAACCGGCAUCAGUAUUUAUGGCAUACCUUACAGCGAACACAGCAGUUAUCUUGAGAUGAAACGCUUCACUCAGUUUAUACGACCAGGCAAAAUUCUUCCAACUGUCAAUAAUGGAAAUCCACAGAGUCGCAAGAAAAUGGAGGCUCACUUUAAAUCGUGGAUGGACGAACUUGACAAUCCCGUACCAACCAACACAGUUAAACAGUCUGCCAUUGACAAAUGGUUGUAGCAGAUACUGUCAAUCUGAUUUUUGUUUUCACCGUGAAAACAUUUGAGUGUGUCAGAAUACUUGCCGGAAAUGAAAAAUGUUACGGUCUAAAAAAUUAAAUGUUUUAUUGCUACGGGUUUCAGCUAUUUGAGCUUGACAAAUAUAUUUAUGAUAAAUGUGGCAUAAAAUUAAUUAAGAGAAAGAUCUAUUUAAGUUUGUUUGUGGCAUUUUGGUUCGACAUUUUGAAAAAAAAGAAAAAAGAAAGAAAUGUUUUAUUUAACUAUGCACUCAACACAUUUUAUUUACAGUUAUAUGGCAUCAGACAUAUUGUUAAGGACCACA
Messenger RNA from Gigantopelta aegis, 4121 nucleotides. RefSeq lists its product as uncharacterized. Gene Ontology annotation, molecular function: damaged DNA binding; 5'-3' DNA exonuclease activity. The coding region runs from base 417 to 3800 and encodes 1127 amino acids. Gene Ontology annotation, biological process: interstrand cross-link repair; double-strand break repair via nonhomologous end joining; protection from non-homologous end joining at telomere. Lineage: Eukaryota; Metazoa; Mollusca; Gastropoda; Neomphalida; Peltospiridae. The record is from RefSeq and is a predicted model, not a curated record. The transcript has 10 exons.